GCAGAGGACGCCGCGGGGGCAACAGUUUCAGACUCAUGGCCCGAACGAAGCAGACUGCGCGCAAGUCGACGGGUGGCAAGGCGCCGCGCAAGCAGCUGGCCACCAAGGUGGCUCGCAAGAGCGCACCCGCCACUGGGGGCGUGAAGAAGCCGCACCGCUACCGGCCCGGCACGGUGGCUCUUCGCGAGAUCCGCCGCUACCAGAAGUCCACUGAGCUGCUAAUCCGCAAGCUGCCCUUCCAGCGGCUGGUGCGCGAGAUCGCUCAGGACUUUAAGACCGACCUGCGCUUCCAGAGCUCGGCCGUGAUGGCGCUGCAGGAGGCUUGCGAGUCUUACCUGGUGGGGCUGUUUGAGGACACCAACCUGUGUGCCAUCCAUGCCAAACGGGUCACCAUCAUGCCUAAGGACAUCCAACUGGCACGCCGUAUCCGCGGGGAGCGGGCCUAGGAGGGCCAUCUCGCCACCUGAGAGGUUGCGCAACGUUCACCCCAAAGGCUCUUUUAAGAGCCACCCACCUGGUCGGAAGAGUUGCUGUAGCAAGCCAGGCUCUUGGGUUUCGGGGGAUUCCUUCCGCUGGCCGGUGCCGGCUUACCUACUUCUGAUUAGGGUGGGAGGCUGGCGAAUCCUGUGUUCACCCUGUCCAGUUAGGAGGCCAGCUACUCACACGCGUUACCUCUCAGCCUGUCUCCAGUUACAAAUCCAGUUAGUAGUGUGUGGGGCUAACUUGGCCUAUCCCUUUAGAUAAGAAUCAUGGUUGAUCUGUUUUGGGGACGGGGUGUUGAGGGUAGCCUAACUGGCCUAUCUCCAGUUAGGUAAGCAACCCCAGCUAGUUGUGUCAACUCAGCCUAUCUACAGUUAGGUUGGAAGGCUGGCUGGUCUUGCGUGUUCUCAACUCAGCCUCUUUCAAAUUAGGUUACAAGUCCUGCGUGGGUGUGUGUGUACACGCAGCUUGUUUCCAGUGAGGUUACCAGUCCAGCUAGUCUUCUGCCUUGACAGCCCAUCUGUUAAGGCCAGCAAGUAGUAUGUAUUAUCUUGGCCUAUUUUCAGUUGGAAGUCCAGCUACUUCACCAGCAUAGCAGCUCACGCCUGUAAUCCCAGCACUUUGGGAGGCCGAGGCGGGUGUAUCACCUGAGGUCAGGAGUGCCAGACCAGCCUGGCCAACAUGGUGAAACCCCAUCUCUACUAAAAAUACAAAAUUAGCCGGGUGUGGUAGCGCAUGCCUGUAAUCCCAGCUACUUGGGAGGCUGAGGCAGGAGAACUGCUUGAACCCAGGAGGCGGAGGUUGCAGUGAGCCAAGAUCGUGCCACUGCACGUAGCGUGGGCAACAGAACGAGACUCCAUCUCAAAAAAAACCAAAAAAAACAAAAAAAGUCCAGCUACUUGUGUGUGUUAACUCAGCCUACCUCCUGUUAAUUUAGAAGGCUGGCUAAUUGUGUAUCUUGUUAACUUGGGCUAUCUCCCAUUAGGUUAGAAGGCUGGCUAGGAGUGUGUGUGUGAGUGUGUGCGCGUGUGCCCAUGUGCACACACAUGUGUAGCUGUGGUGUUGGCCCAUCUCCGGUUAGAAGUCCAUCUCAUUGUAUGUGUUAACAUACCCAAUCUCCCAUUCAGUUAAAAGGCUGGCUAGUCAUGUAUGUUGUGAAUUCACCCUAUCUUCUGUUAGGGUAGAUGACUAGCUAGUUGUGUGUGAGAAGCCCAGCUAGGCGUGUGCAUUGUUAAUUCAGCCUGAGUGAAAUCAAUACCGGGAAACCUCAGCCUAAAGUGCAAAGAGGGCACUCUGCCCUGGAAGUCAGUUUACCGAGCAGUCGCAGACAGGGGUGGCCCAUGUGCCUGGCACUUUGAAACAGGCUUCCCAGUGCCACAAAGUAGUCUGGCAGUGCUCUGGGGAUGAGAGACACAGAGACCAAUUUGCUGAGAAAUCCUACAGCUAGGGCAGCAGGCCACAGAUCCAAUAGUAGAAUUAUGUCGGGAAAACCUGAGGAUGGCUGUGAGGGUAAGGAUGUAGGGACUGUCUCCCUCUGGUACAGGUUGGAAUCAUUUAUUUGUUAAAGGCUUUAUUAAACUGAAUGAAGCCAAGUACUACCCCUUGCUGGGAUCAUGGAGGGAAUAAAAUCCAUUUCCUGUGGCUGCUGCCCACUCUGCUUUCAAGGUGCUUAUGCUUGAGUGAAGGGGGCCUGUAUUGUGUGUAGAAGCAACGAUAGUAAAAGGUGCUCUUAUACAUAGCAAGGGGUGUGCAUAAAAUGCUAUCAAUAGGCAACAGUGGAUUUUAUAAGUCUCUUUGAACCCAAUUUAUAGGCUGUUGACUCAAAAUUCAAAAGCUUCAUCAAUUUAUUAGUACACACACAACUGAACAUCAUACCUUUUCAAUCUCAGGAUGUAUUUAAACUUAUGAGUGCCAGAUCCUUGGAGGGCUAUCCAGAAAGCCUAGAAUAUUCAGGGACAGCUGUGUUCUGGUUUUGAAAGUCAGCUCUGACUUUCAAUACUAGACUCCUUUGGGAUAAAUUUAAGUUUUCCCUCGUGUUUUGUUUUUUCAGAGACAGGGUCUUGCCAUGCUGCCCAGGCUGGAGUACAGUGGCUAUUCACAGACGUGAGCAUAGUGGCCAGCCUUAAACUCCUGGGCUCAAGCCAUCUUCCUGCCUUAGCCUCCUGAGCAGGUGAAGUUCAAGUCUUCUGUGCUUUACAAAGCCCUUGUCCUGACAAAGUCUUGCCCAGUGGUGGAGAGCUAAACCUAUGUAACCUUGCUGAUGAUCUUGCUGGGUAGCCUGGAGGGAGCAGGAAUUUGGGCAGUUAGCUACAUUUGCGGAACUGGAUGCAGAUAACGCACUCUUGACAGGAUCAUGAUCAAGCUUUGCCUUCUGUAGGAGACCAAGCCACUUGAGCAGCCCCCUGUCAUUCUGGUCUUUGUAUGAAGAACAGAGUCUAAGUUAGGCAGUGUGGCGCAUGCCUGUAAUCCUAGCUACUGGGGAGGCAAGAGGAUGGCUUGAGCCCAGGAAUUUUUGAGGCCAAUCUGGGCAACAGACCCUGUCAAAAACAACAACAACAACAAAAAACAAAAAAAAAAAAACCAAAAAAAAAAAAACAAGAGCUUGGCCUUAAUGUUCCUUGUUUUUACUGUUUAAUGGAGUGGAUAGUGCACGAAUUGAUGCCUAUAAAGAUACAACAAGGCAACACAGGGCAAUUUGUAUGUCAGAACUGAUUGCUGAGGACCUAAGGUGAGGAGCUAAGGAAAGAAGUUUAGACACAGGAAAAAAGUAACUGAAGUCUUUCUGGGUCAUGUGAGUACUUGAGGAAGCCUUUCCAGCCAGGCAUUGUGGCUCAUGCCUGUAAUCCCAGCUUUUUGGGAGGCUGAGAUGGUAGGAUUUCUUGAGGCCAAGGAGUUCAAGACCAGCCUGGACAACAUGGCAAGACUCUGUCUCUACAAAAAAUACAAAAAUUAUCUGGGCAUGAUGGCGUGUGCCUGUGGUCCUAACUACUUAGAAGGCUGAGGUGGGAGGAUCGCUUGAGCCCAAGAGUUCCAGGUUACAGUGAGCAGUAAGCUGUGAUCACACCACUGCACUCCAUUCUGGGCAACAGAGCCAGAUUCUUACAAUUAUGACCAGAGCCUUUGCUUCUGUAUCUUGUGGGUUCUAACAAUGUGAGAUAGUAACUGAAAUGUGGAUAUCUGUUCACUGUGUACUCAACUCUUCAAGCGCAUAUACACUAUGGAGGCAGCCUGAGCAUGCAGUGUUUAUAAAAGUGGAAUGAUAUUGGUUCUAAAUAUCAAAAAGUUAAAAUUCCAGAAAUAAACAAUAGAAAGGAGAGUUAGGCAUUAAGAGAUAGUGCCAUGGACCUUGGUGGACUGAACAAAGGAGGACAAACAAGGGAAUAAAGACAAAGACAAAAGAGUAUAUUUGGAAAAAGGGGUCAGGGGACUCCUUGCUUCUAGUGAACAAGGGCCCUGAGUUUUUGGAGCCCUUCGUAUUUAUUGAGUAAAGGAGACAGGGAGAAGGGGGUGGUUGUGGUCAGCUGCUUGACUUAGUGCAGGCCUGCAUGACUGCAUUCUUUGAACAGUAGGCUCCAGAUGUCCCAGUAGAUAACCUCAAGGAGCACAGAGCCAGGGAAUGAGGCCCUCAGUGUGCCUUCUGGCAGCAGGCACAGAUGCGAGUUUACCUGCAUUCAUGAUAAACAGUUUGCUGUUUAGUCAUAUAGCCUCCAGUGGAAUGCUGAGUUGGUCACGACCCUCAGGCUUUCAGCUCCCAACAAGAUAGCAGAAUAAACCUCCCCAAAAUAUGCAGACUUGAUAUAAGAAUUAUUUUGAGCUGAAGGCACUUGAAGAACCGCAGGUGUAAGAAGGGCCCUCUGACCCCUUUUCCUGAAAGCAGGUGAUGAACCCUCCGUGGGAAAGGUGCUUGCCUCUACCUGGGGGAGAAACAGCAUGACUAGGCAUGGGGACUGAAGUGCAGCAAAAUAUAUGUAAACAGGCUUUGUUAAAAUAGCUCUUAUUGCCAGGUAGAGUGGCUCAUGCCUGUAAUCCCAGCACUUUGGGAGGCCAAGGCAGGCAGAUCACCUGAGGUCAGGAGUUCCAGACCAGCCUAGCCAACGUGAAACCCCGUAUCUACUAAACAAACAAACAAACAAAAUCAGCCGGGUGUGGUGGCAUGCACCUGUAGUCCCAGCUACUUGGGAGGCUGAGGCAGGAGAACUGCUUGAACCCAGGAGGUGGAGGUUGCAAUGAGCCACGAUCACAUCACUGCAUUCCAGCCUGGGUGACAGAGUGAGACUGUCUCUCAAACAAACAAACAAAAAUAGCUCUUACCUUUCCCAGCCUCCCCAGGUAUUUCAGUUGCUUUCUCACAAUUACUACCCUUUGUUCCAUCCAGUGGAUAAGCACUUAGGCCUAACUACUCUUGAGGUCUUCAUUUUGCUGUGAAGGCUCCCAUGUACAUGUAAAAAUAAAAUGUGUAUGCUUUCUCCCAUUAAUCUGUCUUCUUUCGUUUUAGUCUAUGCAGGCUGCCAUAACAAAAUGCUGUGGGCUUGGUGGUUUAUAAGUGACAGGAAUUUAUUGUUCACAGAUCUGGUGGCCGGCAAGUCCAAGGUCAAGGUGCCAACAGAUUCAGCUUCUGGUGAGAUUCUGCUUUCUGGUUCACAGACAGGGCCUUCUCACUGUGUCCUCAUGUGGUGCAAGGGGUAAGGCAAAAAUAAAUCUCUGGAAAGGCACCAAUCCUAUUCAUGAAGGCUCCACCCUUAUGGCAUAAUUACUUUCCAAAGAACUCCAUCUCCUAACACCAUCACCUUGGAGGUGAGGAUUUCAAAAUGUGAAUUUUGGAGACAGACUUUCAGUUCAUAACAAUCUGGAUUUGUUUUUCUGUGGCUCAGUGGACUCGCCUGUUGAGUAGUCUACAUUGAAGACAUAAAGAGGCCAUGGCUCUCUUACCCUAUUUUCAAGAGCCCCUCUUCUUUUCCAUUUAAUUCAGCAUAUUUUAAAUUGUAUGAGCACUUAAAUUUUGCUCCCAAAUCUUUUCUACAAUGUUAACAACUUAGUGGGGGCUGCAUUCAGUAAGGGCAAAGAAUAUUUACCUUAUAACAGUGUUAAGACUUGUGUUUCAAGACUGACAUUGCUGAUCCUUUGCUUAAAUAACUUGAAAAAAAAAAGACAACCCACAGCAGUGUUAUUUAAUUUAAGAAUUAAAUUCUUAAAGUGGAAUUCAACUUAAGAAUUCCAAAAGAAUAUAUAGUGAAAAUUGAGCCUCCCUCAGUUAGGGGGUUCCUCAGCCCUUAAUUUCCCUCAUCAGAUGGAGUUUCUUGUAUAUUUCUUGUAUAUUUUCCAAGAGAUACAUAUACAAUAAUUAUGUUUACCUAAAUAGUGGCAGACUACAUAUAUUCUACAUCCUGCCUUUUAUUAAACCUAACAAUUUAUCAGGACACAUAACUGCUAUCUGAUUUUUUCUUAAUGACUUGAGGAUAUGAAUGUUGUUCCAAUUGUUUUAUCAUGAUGAUAGAUUUCUCAGCUCAAUAACCAGGUGAGCCUAAAGAACAUUAAUAAUGAGCAUCCUGGGCUGAUGCCACAUUUUAACAAGUAUUUGUUGAAUUCCCCGCAUCAUGCUAGUAUAGGGGGGAGACUGAAUUAAACCAAAGACAGACGAACAGGAGAAAGGCAGCCACAUUGUAUUGAUCUUAAUAUUUUUAUGUGCAUGGGGUGUACAGGAAAGAAGUGAAAACCCAAAGAAGUUGUUAGGCUCAGCCGCUUGUAAACCAUUUGUAACAAAGGAUGAUAAAGUGUCAGCAGGUGACUAGGGCAUGUGUGGUGCUAUGUAAGAUACAUAUAUAUUCAAUUUCUCCCCUAAUUCUGUGAUUCCAUUUUCCCAAUUGAAGGAAACCUGCAGCUCACAAUCCCUUCACUGAUGCAAAUAACAGGCAGAGGAUUGGGUCUGCCCAAUCCCCAAUUUAUUGGGGAAAAUAAAUCUUGGGCCCCAAAAUCACUAGCUAAAAGGAAAAGUCAAACUGGGAACUGCUUAGAGCAAACCUGUCUCCCAUUCUAUUCAAAGUCAUAUAUCUGCUCACUGAGAUAAAUGUAUAUCUGAUUGCCUCUUUUGGAAAGGCUAAUCAGAAACUCAAAAGAAUGCAACCAUUUGUCUCUUAUCUACCUAUGACCUGGAAGCCCCCUCUCCACUUCCAGUUGUCCCGCCUUUCUGGAUGGAACCAAUGUUCAUCUUACAUAUAUUGAUCGAUGUCUCAUGUCUCCCUAAAAUGUAUAAAACCAAGCUGUGCUUGGACCACCUUGGGCACAUGGCUGUGUCAUGGGCGUGUGUCCUUAACUUUGGCAAAAUAAACUUCCUAAUUGACUUAAACUAGCCUCAGAUAUUCUGGGUUCACAAGGGUAAUUCACUUAAUCGGCCAGUGUGCACGGCCAGCCCGCACCUGACAGCACACAGACCCCUUUGUGUGUGCGAGUGAUGAGAGACCACGGAAGAAACACUCCACCGAGUGAGCCCAGGGAAAGCCAGCCAUCUAUGCCUGUGGCCAGCUGUCUACACUCGCACACCCAGGAGAUCGCAGAAUGGUGCCUCUUAGCCUUCGAGGCCCUGUUUUCCUGCCCUCCUGCACCCCCUGUGUGGGCCAAGUCUUAGUUUCUUCAUCUGUCCUCUCUCCAAUCCCAGGACUCUGACUCAGGGCACGCAGGCCUCUGGCUCCUUUUCCUGAAAGCAGGAGAUGAACCCUCCAUGUGAAAGGUGCAUCCCUCUACUGGAGGAUGAAGUGUGAUGACUAGGAGUAGGGACUCAAGGCCAGGAGAAAUGGCCACCAGCCAGGAUGUGGGCAGGGCUGGGGGCGGCAUUUUGGCUGAAACCGUAAGAGACUUUUACACCAGAGCGACUCCAUCUUGUAUAGAGGCUGGGUAAAAUAAGGCUGAGACCUGCUGGGCUGCAUUCCCCAGAGGUUAGACAUUCCAAGUCACAGGAUGGGAUAGGAGGUUGGCACAAGAUACACGUCAUAAAGACCUUGCUGAUGAAACAGCAUGUGGUGAAGAGGCCGGCAAAAUCCCACCAAAACCUAGAU
Pongo pygmaeus (Bornean orangutan) is the source of this 7529-nucleotide messenger RNA. It is a transcript of the gene H3-4, whose product is annotated as H3.4 histone, cluster member. Gene Ontology annotation, molecular function: DNA binding; protein heterodimerization activity; structural constituent of chromatin. The transcript has a single exon. The record is from RefSeq and is a predicted model, not a curated record. Gene Ontology annotation, cellular component: nucleosome. The coding region runs from base 36 to 446 and encodes 136 amino acids. Lineage: Eukaryota; Metazoa; Chordata; Mammalia; Primates; Hominidae.